Molecule: messenger RNA, 2543 nt
Organism: Saccostrea cuccullata (small rock oyster)
Lineage: Eukaryota; Metazoa; Mollusca; Bivalvia; Ostreida; Ostreidae
Product: growth hormone secretagogue receptor type 1-like
Exons: 2
Coding region: 274-1365 (363 amino acids)
Biological process (GO): G protein-coupled receptor signaling pathway
Cellular component (GO): plasma membrane
Molecular function (GO): G protein-coupled receptor activity
Source: RefSeq, a predicted model, not a curated record
AAAGGUACUACAAAAUUCGACCAAUCGCCUUAAACUGUCCGGAAACAGUCUGUCGGCGCCUAAUUGUCAGAACCGGUGGCGAGCUGCAGAGGCGGAUUGAUUUUGACUAACACUACGCUCUCAUCAAUACAGAGAAAAAAGUCUUGUUCCGAUCGCACAAAAAAUCGCUCAUAACAAAAAGACAAUGCAGCAAGAUAGGAAGACGACGAUUACAUUUCUGAUGUGAAUUAUUUUGUUGGGGAAAUAUCAUAUUACAGAAACUAAGCAAAAAAGAUGAAUUCCACAAACUUUUCCAUCGAGAUUCCUUUGAGCACGGAAGAAAUAUUACACGCUAAAUUUGAUAUCAAUCUUGUAUACGAAAAAUAUAUCCCGGAAAAGUUUCUUAUUCCCAAGGUCCUUAAAACAAUUUUAUACAUCUUUGGAUUUCCUGGAAACAUCCUGGCAUGUCUUCUGUGGCUGCAGAAGCCCAUGCUGCACUCCUCGGGCUGUUACCUUGCCGCACUGGCCGUCUCGGAUGUGAUUUUUCUAAUAAUGUCCUUAAUGUACGAUCUGACAAUUUAUUGGAAAGUGAAAAUCCUAGAUUUUCCGACUAUUUGUCAGCUCUUUCCGUGUUUGUACCUGUCUGUGCAAUAUUUAUCGCCUUUGCUUACCUUGGCGUUUACAGUAGAGCGCUUCAUAUCUAUACGAUUUCCCUUUAAAAGGAGGAUCUACUGUAACAUAAAGAGAGCGGUCUGUGUCAUUCUUACAUUGGUUGUCAUUUCGCUUGGGGUUGCUGGGAUCCAAAUCUAUUUUUGGGAUUAUGAUCACCAAUCGGAGAAAUGUGUGAAUAAACUGGAACUUGCUUAUCUCUCUGAGAAGUGGACAUGGAUCACUGAAUGUUUAAUGUUCAUGUUCGUCCCGGGUUUGAUUUUAUUCUUCAAUAUACUUUUGGUUGUCACCAUGAGGAACUCGUCCAGAAGGGCCCAGGAGCUGUACGGACCCAUGCCCCCCAAACAGAGAACGGCCACAACCAAGAUGUUGUUAGUCGUCUCAUUUGUUUUAAUUUUUACCACCAUACCAGUCAGCAUCGUGUACUCGUUAAAUGAUAAAUUUCCUGUGGGGGAUGCAAAUACCAUCGACAAUAUAUCUAAUGACAUCACAUGGCAACGUUAUUUAAAUUUCGUUUUGACCCAGGAAGUGAUAUACGAUCUGGGACUCGUACAUUACGCUUGUAACUUUUACCUUUAUCUGCUCACUGGUAAAAGAUUUAGACUUGCCAUCAAGAAAUAUUUUCAGAAACUUUCUGUCAUGAGACUGGUGGAUUUUAGAGACAGAAGCUCGAGGUCCCUCAGGUCUUCAUUUACGGAGUUAAGGUCCUUGUCUUGAUUCCGUCGUCUGAGAAAUACAGGACCCAUUAAUGAAAGGAAAUGAAAUUAGAAACAUUAUCAUGCAUGUUGUUAACACAUUAUCUUAAUUAUCCUGGGUUUACAUUGAUUUUCCAUAUAUUCCCAUCUUUAUAUGGAUAUAACAACACGUAUUUACAGCUUUUACCAAUAAAUCUACGAAAAAUAUAGAAAAUUGCAUAAUCCACAAAUGUUUCAAUGAAACUUGUAACGCAAAAGCAGCGUAAAAUAAAACUAUAAAACUGACAACUUGUUUUAGAAGCAUGUAUGAAAAAAUAUUCACUUAAUAAAUGUUUUCCCCAUUUUGCAUAGAAAGACAAAUAGGUUGUCAGAUAAACAAACUGCCGUAGGAUUUUUGUUUACAUAUAGGAGUGCGUGUAGAAUGAAAUGAAGCUUUAUUUUCUAAAUCUCUCGGUGUUUAUUUAAGGAGACGGUAUUCACGUAAGAUAUUCAGGCAAUUAUACAUGUACAAAUCUGAUGGGAUUCAGUGUUAUUCUUUCAUUUUUAUCUAAACAUACACGUUUCAUACAUGAAUGAGGAAAAAUGUUUAUUGAGAUGCAAGUUUUGAAUGUUUUGCUUCAUUUUUUAAAGCUUAUAAUAUAAAUAUAUACUACUAUCGAUUUCGAUAGAUUGACACUUUAAUUAUGAUUUACAAAUCAGAAAUUUGAACCCAAGGUGUUUUCGUGUUCUUAUAAGUACCUCACGAUUCAAGAUUAAAAAUUAAAAAAGAAUGUUAUUUGAAUGGCGUCACUGUGUACAACAUUAAUGCUGGUGAAUAACCUGUGCUGUUUUUGUGUGCUGUCCACACUUGUGUUCGGGAUAUACCCAGUGUACUGUAGUUUCUAACAAUGCCGUCAUGCACUAAGUUGGAGUAUAAAAGGUGUAUAUAGUGUUUUCGUUUUAUCUGAAAAUAUUGCACAAUUUUGUUAAUUGUGUAUCUUUCAAUUUAAGAUUGAAAUGUACUCCUUAUGAUUGCCUUAUGAGUGUCAGUUAGUUUUAGUUUUUGCAAAACUACAUUUAUGUUAAAAAUAGUUCGAUAAGAUGAAAUUCCAGAGGAAAUAUGGCAUAAGAGAUUAAACGACUUAUCUAUUGUUUAAAUGCUUGAUUUAUCAAAGAAAAACUGUCAGAUUGUAAAGAUUUAUUUCAUUACUGAUGGCUUAA